AUGCGCAAAGGUUGCCUCUGGGCCUGGGGCGGUCUGGAGCAGUAUAAAAGCCAGUCAACAGCAGGCUUCCUCAUCCACUCCUCCUGCCUUCUCCUCCUUGGUGAACAGGUGCACCUCCGUCCCACAGCCAUGUCCUGCUACGAUCUGUGCCGUCCCUGUGGCCCAACCCCGCUUGCCAACAGCUGCAACGAGCCCUGCGUCAGGCAGUGCCAGGACUCCCGGGUGGUGAUCCAGCCCUCUCCCGUGGUGGUGACCCUGCCCGGACCCAUCCUCAGCUCCUUCCCCCAGAACACCGCUGUGGGAUCCACCACCUCCGCUGCUGUUGGCAGCAUCCUGAGUGAGGAGGGAGUGCCCAUCUCUUCCGGGGGCUUUGGCCUCUCUGGCCUUGGUGGCCGCUACUACGGCAGAAGGUGCCUGCCCUGCUAA
Messenger RNA from Gavia stellata (red-throated loon), 426 nucleotides. Its product is annotated as feather beta keratin-like. The transcript has 2 exons. Lineage: Eukaryota; Metazoa; Chordata; Aves; Gaviiformes; Gaviidae. The coding region runs from base 1 to 426 and encodes 141 amino acids. The record is from RefSeq and is a predicted model, not a curated record. Gene Ontology annotation, cellular component: intermediate filament. Gene Ontology annotation, molecular function: structural constituent of cytoskeleton.